Messenger RNA from Drosophila ananassae, 1123 nucleotides. RefSeq names its product BLOC-1-related complex subunit 6 (gene BORCS6). The coding region runs from base 117 to 1022 and encodes 301 amino acids. Gene Ontology annotation, cellular component: BORC complex. The transcript is spliced from 3 exons. Gene Ontology annotation, biological process: lysosome localization. Lineage: Eukaryota; Metazoa; Arthropoda; Insecta; Diptera; Drosophilidae. The record is from RefSeq and is a predicted model, not a curated record.
UUUAACUUCUAACGUCUGGUCACACUAAUCUGGUCACAAAAGUUUGUUUUUGUUCAUUCCAUCGAGGACAUUUUUUUCUUUUUUCAUCGAUUUUUGAGGAGCCGAAUAGAAUUUCCAUGACCCACCGUCAUCAGGACAUUCCUAUUCGUCCGCGUUACGGCUAUGUGGACGAGGAGAGUGGCCAGGAGCGGCCAGCAACGGGGGGACAGGCAACACCUGCUUCGUCGUACACAGAAAUCCCCUUUCUGGCCCAAUACCCUGGAGCAGUUCCAGAGCACGUCCUGCAGGAUCUCACACCCACGGCAGCGGGGAAUCCAUUGCCUAGGGGCCAAGGAAACGGUGCCCAUGGAGAGAGCUACGUCAAUCUAGACUCUGGCGAUGAAGAGGAUGUGGAGGAGGACGAUCCAGGGGACGAAGAUAACAGCAACUCGAACAGCAACUCCAAAGACAGUUCAGGGGAUCCGCAGGGAAUCAGACCGAAACAUGAUAAUCUCCAAUAUGAACUGGAAGGAGCAAGUGAAUCCGGGGGAAUGCGUCACUUUGUGGCUCAUGACCUGGAGGCCAAACUUCGGGAAGGAGUAGGUGCCUCUUCUCACACUGAUUGCUCAUCGGAACACACUACCCCCUCGACCUCAAUGGGGCCAGGAGCUGUGGGAGGAUCUACGGGGAGUGGCCUUCUGACCCGUCGAUUCCUUCAGUCGCGGAAUGUUCCCGAAGUUGAUGGCAGUGUUCUUAGCGACAUAGAGCUGGAGGCUCAGUACCUGGCCACCUCGGUGGACAAUCUGAUGGAAAACCUGGGGAAUCUGCUGCACUCCAUCUCCUCUAUAACAGCGGAUAAUGUCGAGGUGCACCGUAAUGCGGUCAACAAGCUGACAGAUACGUUAGAUGCCAACAUCAAGUGUCAGUACCAACUGCUGGCCAAAACGGAAGAGAUUACCAAGUCGAUGAAGCCCACGGAGCAGCUGGGCCAGCGGAUCCGGGAGAUUAAGCGACUGGUGGAUAUGCUGGACAGCACCAUGUAGAAGCUAUCCACUCUGUGAUCUGUGUGCAAUCAGAAAGAUCUUCUCCUUCUAGUCAUUCCUUAAUUAAAGUAUAAUUAAACCUCAAUUUUAAAUCUUUUUAA